AUGGAAAGCAGAAGCGAAUUCCUAUAUUCACUCCUCGUCGUCCUCCUCCUCCAAGCUCUCCUUGGCACCUCCGCGAGAGGAGGAGGCGGCGGCAUCGCCAUCUACUGGGGGCAAAACGGUAACGAAGGCACUCUCGCCGACACCUGUGCCACCGGCAGAUUCGCCUACGUCAACAUCGCCUUCCUCAACAAAUUCGGCGGAGGCCAAACCCCCGAGCUCAACCUCGCCGGCCACUGCAACCCCGCCACCAACUCCUGCCGCGUGGUCAGCGACGGCAUCCGCGCCUGCCAGAGGCUCGGAAUCAAGGUCAUGCUCUCCAUCGGCGGCGGCAUCGGAAACUACUCUCUCUCCUCCACAGAUGACGCCCUAGCGUUCUCAAUUUACCUAUGGAACAAUUUCCUCGGCGGCAAAUCCGCCUCCCGCCCCCUCGGCGACGCCGUUCUGGACGGCGUCGACUUGGAUGUGGAGCACGGAUCGACGCUGUACUACGACGAUCUGGUGAGAGAUCUGAAGCGAUUGGGGAAAUACGGGAGGAGAGUGUACGUGAGCGGCGCGCCGCAGUGCCCCUUCCCCGAUCGGGUUUUGGGGGCGGCGCUGAACACGAGCCUCUUCGAUUACGUUUGGGUGCAGUUCUACAAUAAUCCGCCGUGCCAGUACGCGUCGGGAAACUCGGGGAAUUUGGUGAAUUCGUGGAUGCGGUGGACGCGAUCGGUGAAGGCGGGGAAGAUAUUUCUAGGGCUGCCGGCGGCACCGCAGGCCGCGGGGAGCGGAUUCAUUGCGGCGGAUGUGCUAACUGCGGAGAUUCUACCGGUGAUUCGGAGGUCGAGGAAGUACGGCGGAGUGAUGCUGUGGUCCAAGUAUUGGGAUGAUCAGAGUGGUUACAGCUCCGCCAUUGUUGCAAAAGUCUGAAAUUUGGGAAGUUUAUUUGGUUUCGCGAUUUGCAUGAAACGCAACGCAUUUUCUUAUGAUUGAAAUCAAAAUAAAAUUUAACUUAAUUUAUAAAUUUUAUAAAUAAAAUAAAGUUUUAUUUUA
Salvia hispanica is the source of this 1032-nucleotide messenger RNA. RefSeq names its product hevamine-A. Gene Ontology annotation, molecular function: chitinase activity. Gene Ontology annotation, biological process: carbohydrate metabolic process. Lineage: Eukaryota; Viridiplantae; Streptophyta; Magnoliopsida; Lamiales; Lamiaceae. The record is from RefSeq and is a predicted model, not a curated record. Gene Ontology annotation, cellular component: extracellular region.